GUUAGUUUGUUUCCCAAAAAAAUGAAUUAUCUUAAACAACCAAAUCAAAUUAACCAAACUAACUAACGAAGGUAUCAGAAUUAAUUGGAAACCGAGAAUAUUAUAACCGAAAAAAACCCGAAACCGCAUUGAUACCCUCUCAAUGAUUCCUAUAAAAACAUCAUCAUCCUUUAAUCAAAAACUGCAUACGCAAGCACAAAAGCUCAGAGAGAGAAAAACCGAUUAGAUUCCGUGUCUGAGUAGACUUUCUCUCCUUCCUUGCAAAGCUUACGACUUUAAAGAUUAAUAGAAUCUGCCUCAUUUCACUCUGCUCACGUAGCUUCUUCCCAAGAGAACUCAAGUGUGUACGCCUCUUUAUCUUCUAUAGAAUCAAACCGAACUUUCUACUUUUAGCAUAAAGCUCAACUUUUUAAACUUUACUCUGUUUUCUCUCUGGGAACACCAUUCGUGUAGUUGUCGUCUCUGUUUUUGUAUUGUCUUAAGGUCUGUCUGUAACUCUGAACUUUACUCCCUUCUUUGUCUUUGCUCUGUUUUUUAUCGCCGCAUGUAGUUGUCGUCUCUGUUUUUGAAUUGUCUAUGUUCUGUCUCAAACUCUCAACUUUGGUCUCUUUACUAUUAAAGUUUUGAACUUUUACAAUUCUGUGAGACUGGACUUCUUGUUUUAACUCUUUUGUCUUUAUUUUCCUGCGGUGAGUUUUGUCUUCUUCGAAGUCAAUUAGUUAAUUUGAUUUUGUGUCGUCUUCUUUGUUGUAGGAUACUGGUGGAGGUUUCAACUUUCAAGCAUCUCUUUUUGUAAUCAAAGAUCCUGUCUGUUUGAAUCAAAAUCAAUACUUGUUAAUCAUCAACGAGAUGGAACAACACCCUUUUGCUUCCAGAGAAAAUGGGUUUGGCUAUCAAGAGCAUAUGGAUGGUUUAACCAUUGGUUCUGGUGUUUGGAGUUUCAUCUCUGAUGACAUGCUCAACUCCUCUCCCACCUCUGAGCUUAUGAAUUUCAAUUCUUUCCCCACAUGGUGCAAUGUCCCUUUUGACACUGACAUGUUGUUCUCCCAGUAUGGUCAAGAAAUGAGUUCUCGGAGUCAUCAUCACUCAUUCGAUAUCGAUGAGCUAAGUGGUAAACGACGCAGUGUACUGAACUGUACUAUCCCCAGGUCUUUGAGCCACUCGUUAGACGAGAAGAUGCUAAAGGCACUAAGCUUGUUUAUGCAGUUCUCAGGUUCAGGAGACGGCGUUUUAGCACAAGUCUGGACUCCUGUCAAGACAGGAGACCAGAACAUGCUCAGCACAUGUGGUCGAGCCUAUCUGCUUGACCCGAGGCUCUCUCAGUACCGUGAGGUCUCAAGGAAAUUCACUUUUGCUUCCAAACCAAAUCAAUCUUCUUAUCCGGGUCUCCCUGGGAGAGUCUUCAUCUCUGGAGUGCGCGAGUGGACACCAAACGUGAUGUACUACAAGAAGGAUGAGUAUCUGCGUGUGAAGCACGCAAUAGAUAAUGAAGUCCGUGGCUCCAUUGCCAUACCUAUCCUUGAAGCAACGGGGACAUCUUGUUGUGCUGUCAUGGAGCUUGUCACAUUCGAUGAGAAGCUCAGUUUUGAUGUGGAGAUGGACUCUGUUUGCCGUGCUCUCCAGGUGGAUUCUCUUUCUCUCUAUCUCUCCUCCUCGCUUUUAAUUCUAUUGGCUUAUGCUGUAGACUUAAGGACAUCAGUGGUCCCUCGUCCUCAGUACCUUUCAAGUAAUCAAAGAGACGCCUUAGCUGAAAUACAAGAUGUUCUGCGAGCACUAUGUCAUGCACACAAGUUGCCUCUAGCUCUAACCUGGAUCCCAAACUCAGGUGUUCUUUGCGUUGAGGAGACAGCUUGUUAUGUGAAUGAUAUGGAGAUGGAAGGCUUUGUCCACGCAUGUGUGGAUCAUCCUCUAAGAGAAAAGGAAGGUAUCGUUGGCAAAGCUUUUGUAUCCAACCAACCGUCCUUUUCUUCUGAUGUGAAGGCGUAUGACAUCAGUGAAUACCCUCUUGUCCAUCACGCUAGAAAGUAUGGUCUCAAUGCUGCUGUUGCUAUAAAACUGAGGAGCACUUACACUGGUGAAGAUGAUUACAUACUUGAACUUUUCUUGCCUUUAAGUUUGAAAGGAAGCUUGGAACAGCAACUUUUAUUAGACAGCCUUGAAGGUACUUUGCAGAGAGUUUGUCGAACUCUGAGAACUGUUUCAGAUGUUGUGGGGGAAACUAACUCUACCACAAGCAUAUUUUCUGAUAAGUCAUCUGAUAAAGAUAGUACAGGCUCUCAAGGCACUUGUGAGCAGGAUAUGAGCAAAGCUAGAACAGCAGAGAGGACGAAAGGCGCCACAGAGAGGAAUGUGAGCUUAAGAGUUCUCCAACAACAUUUCUCUGGGAGUCUUAAGGAUGCUGCAAGAAGCAUUGGUGUUUGUCCCACUACACUGAAACGGAUAUGCAGACAACAUGGGAUCAUGAGGUGGCCAUCUCGUAAGAUCAACAAAGUGAAUAGAUCGCUAAGGAAAAUACAGACUGUGCUUGACUCUGUCCAUGGUAUUGAAGGAGGACUGAGGUUUGACUCAGCAACGGGAGAGUUUGUUGCAGUUUGCUCUUCCAAUGGUAACAAUGCACAUGUUAUGGCUGAGGAUGCCUCAUGUGAGCUCUUGAAACCUGAAUCAGUCAACAAUACAAUUAAGUUAGAGGAUGAUAUCAUCACAAACGGAUCAUUCAUGGAGGUUAAUGCUAGUGAUCAGCCAUGUGCUUUGAAGGCUGAACAGUCUGGCUUCAAUGGCAGCUCUCAGGAAAUUGCAAGUGGCAAUAUUAUUGAGCCUAACCGGUCCAUGUCAGAUUCAUCACAUGGCUCAGGAGCAGUUAUGCUUAGAAGCUCAUCUCCUUCUAUGGACGAUAGGAACCAAAGGAGAGCACACAAAAGCAAUAGCAGCGAGAGUGGAUCAGCAACGCUCACUGUAAAGGCCACUUACAGAGAAGACACAACACGUUUCAAGUUCGAUCCAUCUGUUGGGUGUCUGCAGCUCUACAAAGAAGUUGGGAAACGCUUUAGACUGCAAGAAGGGUUGUUUCAGCUCAAGUAUUUUGACGAUGAAGAGGAAUGGGUGAUGCUGGUUACAGAUUCUGAUCUCCAAGAGUGUUUGGAGAUGUUAGUUGGUAUGAAAAAACAGACGGUGAAGUUUCUUGUUCGUGAUUUGCCAGCUGCUCGUAUAGGUAGUUCUGCUGGUAGCAGUGGUUACCUAGGAGCAGGUUUAUAACACCUACUGCUCAGUUAUGUCUUCUCCUGUGAAAGAAUGUUGUUGUUUUUUUGUCAACGAAAGAAUGUUGUUUAGUUCUCGGUACAUUAAUUUGCUUGUAGAAAAAGGCAUGAGUGGGAAAUGUAAUUUUGGUAUUAGUGUGGAUCAUGAUAUUGAUAUUGUA
This is a messenger RNA of Brassica napus (rape), 3415 nucleotides long. RefSeq names its product protein NLP8-like. The transcript is spliced from 6 exons. Gene Ontology annotation, molecular function: protein binding; DNA-binding transcription factor activity. The coding region runs from base 850 to 3252 and encodes 800 amino acids. Lineage: Eukaryota; Viridiplantae; Streptophyta; Magnoliopsida; Brassicales; Brassicaceae. The record is from RefSeq and is a predicted model, not a curated record.